AUGCAGGGUGCGUGUCAUAUGAACUUCAUAGUUACUAGCCCAAAUGGGUUAGUGGAAUGUGCGUGUCAUGGAAAAGGCUGCUCGGAAAUAAAGUGCACAUGGUCUCAUUGUGACAAAACUGUUCAGGAAGCUGCAGAAGCACCUGAAACUUGCUUGACUGUCACUUCAGACAAGAGUUUGAAGCUGAAAAAUUCUCACACUUACUUCCCUCAGGUACAACUUCACACAGAAGCUUCAAGCACAUGCUACUGUAAUUUUUUUACUGCACUUCCAGUGAUUAUCACAAAGAAAGAAUCUUUCAUGACAGUAAAUUUUGGGAGAGAAGCUUACCAAAGCUUAAAACUUUUUCUGAGAAGUGUAUCGUUCCUGAACUUAUUACUAAAAGGUUGAGGGAAAAGGUGAGGGUACAAGGCUUUAUAAAAGACCUUCUAAAUGCUCUUCCUGCUGAUAUCUUUAAAACAUGA
Pocillopora meandrina is the source of this 464-nucleotide messenger RNA. Lineage: Eukaryota; Metazoa; Cnidaria; Anthozoa; Scleractinia; Pocilloporidae. The record is from the annotation of a GenBank genome assembly.